AUGUGCUUUCACUUUGAGGUAGCGCAAACGGAUCAAACAGAACCGUUGGAUUUAUCAAUAUCAAAAGGGAAAGAGAAGGGGGAUGGAUUACAAGGCUUAUCAAUGGAAAGAAUGGGUGAAGAAGAGAUUGGAUUGCAAGUGUUUCAAACAAAGCCCUUGGAUUUAUCGGCUUCAAAAGUGAAAGAGGAAGGAAAUAAGUUAGAAGGUUUAUCGGUGGAGGGAGUGGAUGAUGAACGAAUUAAACCGCGGCGGCAGCUUGUUCCAAUCGAAACAGUAGUGGAAGUAAUGGAACUAUCAAAGAAAGAAAGAAGGGCGGAAAGGAAACAGCAUUGCAAUAUAUGUCAAAAGGAAGUAACACAUAUGAAAGAACAUAUGAUGACUCAUACCGGUGAGAAGCCGUACAGUUGUUCAAUAUGUAAAAAGAAUUUCACUAGUUCCAGUAAUAUGAAUAAACACAUGUUGAUUCAUACCGGUGAAAAGCCGUACAGUUGUUCAAUAUGCAAAAAGAAUUUCACUCAGUUCGGGGAUGUGAAAAAACAUAUGAUGAUUCAUACCGGUGAGAAGCCGUACAGUUGUUCAAUAUGCAAAAAGAAUUUCACUCAGUUCGGGGAUGUGAAAAGACAUAUGAUGAUUCAUACCGGUGAAAAACCGUACAGUUGUCCAAUAUGCGGGAAAAGUUCCACUGAUCCCAGUAAUAUGAAAAGGCACAUCAUGACUCAUACCGGUGAGAUGCCGUACAGUUGUCCAAUAUGCAAAAAGAAUUUCACUCAGUUCGGGGAUGUGAAAAGACAUAUGAUGAUUCAUACCGGUGAAAAACCGUACAGUUGUCCGAUAUGCAGGAAAAGUUUUAUACAAAAACACAUUUUGCAGUCUCACAUGGUAGCGCAAACGGAUCAAACUGAACCGUUGGAUUUAUCAAUAUCAAAAGCGAAAGAGAAGAGGGAUGGUUUACAAGGCUUAUCAAUGGAAAGAGAGAAUGAAGAAGAGAUUGGAUUGCAAGUGUUUCAAACAAAGCCCUUGGAUUUAUCGGCUUCAAAAGCGAAAAAGGAAGGAAAUAGGUCACAAAGUUUAUCAAUGGAGGAAGUAGCCCUGUCAAACUCUCCUACAAAUUUCAUUCAAAUUGGCAAGAAGUUAUUCAUUGACAUGCAUUUCAUCUAUUUUUUUUUCUUCUUCCAACUGAGCAAUAUUCAAACCAUCGUAGCGCAAACGGAUCAAACAGAACCAUUGGAUUUAUCAAUAUCAAAAGUGAAAGAGAAAGGCAAUGCAUUACAAGGCUUAUCAAUGGAAAGAAUGGGUGAAGAAGAAAUUGGACUGCAAUUGCUUCAAACAAAACCUUUGGAUUUAUUGGCUUCAAAAGUGAAAGAGGAAGGAAAUAAGCCACAAGGCUUAUCAGUGGAGGGAGUGGCUAAUGAACGAAUUAAACCGCAGCAACAGCUUGUUACAAUGGAAACAGUGGAGGUAAUGGAACUAUCAAAGAAAGAAAGAAGGGCGGGAAGGAAGCAGCAUUGCAAUAUAUGUCAAAAGGAAGUAACACAUAUGAAAGGACAUAUGAUGACUCAUACCGGUGAGAAGCCGUACAGUUGUUCAAUAUGCAAAAAGAAUUUCACUCAGUUCGUGGAUAUGAAAAGACAUAUGAUGAUUCAUACCGGUGAAAAGCCGUACAGUUGUCCGAUAUGCAGGAAAAGUUUCACUGAACCCGGUAAUAUGAAAAAACAUAUGAUGAUUCAUACCGAUGAGAAGCCGUACAGUUGUCCGACAUGCAAAAAGAAUUUCACUAUCUCCAUUAAUCUGAAAAAACAUAUGAUGACUCAUACUGGUGAGAAGCCGUACAGUUGUCCAAUAUGCGGGAAAAGUUUCACUGAUCCCAGUAAUAUGAAAAGGCACAUCAUGACUCAUACCGGUGAGAUGCCGUACAGUUGUCCAAUAUGCAAAAAGAAUUUUACUCAGUUCAGUAAUAUUAAAAAACAUGUGAUGAUUCAUACCGGUGAGAAACCGUACAGUUGUUCAAUAUGCAAAAAGAGUUUCACUCAGUUCGGGGAUAUGAAAAAACAUAUGAUGAUUCAUACCGGUGAAAAGCCGUACAGUUGUCCGAUAUGCGGAAAAAGUUACACUCGAAGAUACACUUUGCAGUCUCACAUGGUAACUCAUGACAUGAAUAGACCUGUUUACCACUGUACUGUAUGCAGUAAAGAUUUUCAGACUAAAACCAGUUUGAAAUUUCACAUGCGGAAUCAUUAA
Brugia malayi is the source of this 2238-nucleotide messenger RNA. RefSeq lists its product as uncharacterized. Gene Ontology annotation, cellular component: nucleus. Lineage: Eukaryota; Metazoa; Nematoda; Chromadorea; Rhabditida; Onchocercidae. The transcript is spliced from 5 exons. Gene Ontology annotation, biological process: central nervous system development; regulation of transcription by RNA polymerase II. Gene Ontology annotation, molecular function: RNA polymerase II cis-regulatory region sequence-specific DNA binding; DNA-binding transcription factor activity, RNA polymerase II-specific. Bases 1 to 2238 code for a protein of 745 amino acids. The record is from RefSeq and is a predicted model, not a curated record.